CCCCGCCUGACUCCCGCGCCACGUCUCGGAGGAGGAAGGGCGGCUCGGGCCGAGCCGAGCCGGGCAGCUACUCUUAAUGAUUCCCAGAAGUUCUUCAGUCGUCCAUCAAGUGGCCUGGAACUAAACCAAAUUGCUUGUGGCUGGGAAGAAAUUGGUGCAGAAUUCCCCUAACAAUGUUCAGGCUGUUUGGGGGGCUCCUAGCGGUAUUGAUGGAGAAAAACUGGACUCUGUAGGUCGCUUGGAAAGUUUUCCACCGGGGAAAUAUUUUCCUUGGACCGUAUCUCCCGUCAGCCAUGGACUCCUCAGCGGUCAUUCAGGAAGCCAGCCAUGGUACCCUGGGCAGUUCUGAACGGCAACCAGACCUGGAGGUCAGAUCGACAACGGAAGGAGAGGAUCUGAACUUGUUUCGUGUAAAUAACGGCCGAGGGUCAACCGAAGGGGACACCUCCGCCCUCAAGAGCAGCCAAGAUCCUUGCGCAAACGGACCGAUGUCUUACGACCCCGAAGAGCCCCUGCCUCUGGGCCCCACCGAAAGCUCCCGGGUGAAAGAACCCGCUUCAGGUGUGCCUGGUUUCCGUGAGCACCUAAAGGCGUCUCGGGGUGAUAGUGAUGAGAGCUUAGCUCUUAGGAAGGACGCCCUGCAGUCUCUCAAACUAAGCCUCCCCUUGCAAGAAACCGAAUUGUGCUCAGCCGAUGCUCCUCUCCCGCUGGAGAAGGAAGAAGUGAUCCGGCUUCAGGCCCGGAAGCGCUUGGAGGAGCAGCUCAAGCAGUAUCGUGUCAAGAGGCAUCAGGAGAGACUGUUUACAGCUAAAAGCCGCCCCUCCAGCACCCUGGAUCCUGAGCUGAUGUGGAAUCCGGAGAUCUUGCCAAGGGCCAGCACUGUGGCGAUGACCAAAGAAUACUCCUUUUUGCGAACCAGCGUCCCACGAGGACCGAAAGUGGGCAGCUUGGGCCUCCCAGCUUCCUUGAAAGAGAAAAAAAGUUCCAAAUCUUCCCGAACCAGCCGGAUUCGGUCGCUGGCAGAUUAUCGAACGGAAAACCCAGACGGAAGUGCCGGCGGGACCAUGCCGAUGUCCAAUUGCUCAGGCGGAUCUCUGAAGCCGAACUCCAACAGCCUGACCUCGGUGGUGUCCUCCAUCAGUCUGAGCCCCGAUUCCGACGACCGGCUGGAAGCUUCGUCCUUGGCGGGAGACAGCCUGUCAGAGAUGGAUGGCAGCGAAGCCGGGAUGAGGCUGGACGGCAACGAAAGCGACAGCUCGACCUACAGUAGCGUAUCGGGAAGAGGCCUCGCUUCCUUCAGCCCCCAAAGCAAGCCGGGUAUGGCCUUCACCAUCAAUGGGCAGGAGGUCCCGUUGGAUGCUGUUGGGCAGUUUCCUUCCAUCAAGGAGGUAUUGCAGGCUGCGGCAACAGAGCAACGGGCUCAAGACCAGGAAGUCAACGGGGAAGCCAGAAGCCGGCGGGACAGUAUUUCGAGCAGGAAGGGUUUGGAAGUUACGACGACUAAAGCGGAGUCGGCGCACAACCGUCGGCACUAUAAAGCUGCUGCUCUGGAACUCGGCGAGGUCAAGCGGGAGCUGCAAGCCAAAGAGGUCCUGAUCCAGGCUCUCCAGGUUGAAGUCGACAAGUUGCAGGGAGAAGACGGGAAGCGCUCCGAGGAAGUCUCGCAGAUCCAGCGGGAGCUGGUUGACGCUCGGUCCCAGCUUCAACUUCUGCAGAAGCAGCUGGAUGAUCAACUGGACAAGCAACCUGUGGAAAAUCAAGAGUUGGAAGACCUCAAAUGGGAAGUUGAACAGAAAGAGGGAGAACUCCAAACUUUGAAGCAACAGCUGGAUUUGACGGAGCAACGCAGUCAGAAGGAGUUGGAAGGCGUGCAGUUAGUUCUCCAGAACCUCAAGGCGGAGUUGGAGAUGGUUCGGGACGAUUUGUCCAUAACUCAGAAAGAUAAGUUCGUGCUCCAAGCGAAAAUGUCUGAACUGAAGAACAGCAUCAAGACUCUGCUCCAACAGAACCAGCAGCUGAAGCUGGACUUGAAACAGGGGAAAAUGAAAAAGAAGAAACUCAAGGGAGAGACCGGUUCAAAUCCGGUGACCCCAGUGAAGAUUCCCGAUUGUCCUGUCCCCGCUGCCUUGCUAGAAGAGCUGCUGAAACCUCCAUCGGCGGUGAGUAAAGAGCCACUGAGGAACCUCAACAGCUGCCUCCAGCAACUCCGGCAAGAGAUGGACAGCCUGCAGCGUCAAAUGGAAGAGCACACUGUGACGGUCCACGAAUCGAUGUCUUCCUGGACACAGAUCGAAGGCCAGUUGACAGACCUCACUAGUAAUCUUUCUGUAACUCUGUUAGCCAAUGAGAGUCUUCCUCACACAGACCUCCAGGAUCAUAAGCCAAACACGGACGUCCAGGAAGAGGUGACCCAGUGAUCCCAAGGCCCACGGAUUUCCAUCAGAACUGCUUUAAGUAUGUUUAAAAAAAAAAAGAGAGAAGUAUUUAUCAAAACCCUAUUUAUAUUUUGUUCUUAAACCUUUUAGAGUCUUCAGUCUACGGUUCGUUUUAGCAAACGGGGAAUUAUUUUUUUUUUGAAGGCCGUGGCUUGAUCAGACAAGCAGAAAUGGAAAUGGUGGGCUGGAAAGGAGGAAAGGAUGUGAGGUUUGCUGUAUUAAACUUUUGAGAACUAAGGAUUUGGAUUAGGAUGUCUGCAGAAAGAAGACAAAACAGGGUCCCUUUUAGUUUCCGGUUUUUUGGGAAUUUUGUGACUGUUAAUGGAUACUCCACCAAAUCCAGUAUUUUUUUAAUUAUGGUAUCUUUUGAUUCAUAUUCCAACACAUCAAGCAACCAAAUUGCUCGUCGCGGAACCACAGUGAAGCUGUUUAUCCAAUGGCACCAGUUGGCUCCUAAGCAAAUAAUUUCCCAGUAAAAGGUUUGGAUUCCUCUUCUGACAGAUGCUGUUUGCACAUUUUUCGUUGUUGUUUCUCUUUGCAGACAUCUGCAGGAUGGAAUUGUGGGUGAGGUUACUUUGUUCUGGAGCCUCUUACAUAUAUAUGGAUUCUUCUAUAGAUUAUAAAGCACCUGGGUCGGGGCUUGUGUGGUUUUUUGGGUCUUACUAAAGGUGACUUGUUAAGUUUUUGGUGUCCUGCAAAACAUGGUGUGGAUGUGGGCCCGAGAAAGCUAAAACCAGAGCUUUUUAGACAUUUAAUUCACUUAUUUAUCUUUCAAAGAGAAAUGUUCUAUUCUGCCUAUAAAAUCCUAGUUUCUUAGCUUUAAUUCCAUCCUCCACCCCAUGGCUUCCUCUUGAGACUUAACCAGGAGCCAGAAUUCAUGUACUGUUUUUUUUUUUUUGCAAAAUGCGUCUUCAUUUAUAAUUCAUCGGUUGAAAUACUAUAGUUUCUUUAAAUUGUUUCUCGACAACUGACAGCACCUUUUUGUGCUCUGGGUGGAAAGACGGGAUUUUUACCCAGGCAAAAUUGUACUGUAGGAUAUGCUAGGAAAUAACAGGAAGCGUGAAUGGAGAACACAAAGGUAGGAGAUAUUGUGAGCUUGGCUGGAAGUUAUGGAUGCUUGAGGUGAGACUCAGAUGAGGGAGUCUCGUCCAAGAUCUUAGCAGAUACAAUUGUGAAAUCAGCAGCUGUGAGUCUCACCCUGUCUUCAUGCACACCGCAUUUACGGGAGCAUACCAGACUGCCCCUACAAUGCCACAUCGUCCAGAGCUAAACCUAAAUCUAAAGUUUAGAUAACUUCACGGAUUAAACGUGAUGAAGGACAUUUUGGAGCAGGACUAACAGGUGGAGACAAUCUAUAAAUGAAAUUUCUGUUUCAACAGUCUGACCAAAAAAAAAAAAGCUCCCAACUUUGAGUGGUAUGGAUUGAUUGAAUGCGGAAGGAUUAUUUUCCCCAGUAUUUGUAGAAAUGUCACUCUGAUUUUCCUGUUAAAGCCAAGACAUUUUUUUUCACUAGGUAUUCUGCUUUUUCUCAAAACGGACUUUAGAUAGGCACUUUGAUUGUUCAGCUUUUUCCAACCUGAGUUUCGAUAUUUUUAAUAUUCUGAUUCUGAAACUUCUGUCAGGCAUUUUUUAUUUUUAUUUUCAUCUAAUACGUGAAGGAAAGGUGGUUUUUUUAAAUGUAAAGCUUUCUACAUUUGAGAGGAAGGAAUCUCAGAUACGCUUAACUAUUUGAUAAGACUAAUCCAAACUUAUCAAAACACCAUCUUGAAGGCUUUAUGGGUCAAUUUAGACAGGUGGUAACUUUUAUUAUAAAGUUGGUUUUAUACAGUAAAAUAGCAAUGGUUUUUUUUGCCGCUCAUAUCUGUGAAGCUUAUAUAUUUGCUAAUGUAUGCAAGAAAUACUGUAGUAUUUAAACACCAAAGUCAAUAUUACGUAAUGAAUAAUAUGUAUACGAUCCUUCCAAACUUUGCUGUUCCACUUAGUUGUUUGCAUUUUACAAUUUUUGAUUUACUCAUGAAGAGUUUUCUGAGUGUGCUAUCAACGGUCAUAACUGAAAAAAAUACUCCUUCAACAAUUUUGGAGAGGUGAAGGGGCAAAAACAGAGUUGUAUUUUUACUAAAUGAAAAAUCCAUUUCUCCCGCUUCCCUUUUCCAGACCGUCUUAUUUAUACUUCCCGUGGCUUGUCAUUUUGACUAGGAAAGAAGUGGAUUGUGUAAGUCUGGGAAUCCCUGACUCCGCAAAUUUCCUCUCGAAAAAAAUAUUUAAUGUCAUUCUCUCUUUUUAAAAGUGCUAUCAUUUAAUUCAUACUUCGAGAAACCAGGGUUGUGAAGGGCUCUCCACCUGCACUUUCAGACUAAUCAAGAUCUAUAAAUCAUUCAGGGUGGUCCCUUGUGGUUUUUAUUUUUAAAUAUUCAAAAUAAAUAAUAGAGCCAUUAUGGUUAUUGCAUUUUUUCUUACAAAAUGAAGGUUUAUUUAUCCCUGGAAGGUAACAGCUAGAUGUGACUGUUUUCAGUGUUUUUCUGAAUAUUAGCAGAGGUUGGUUCUGAAGGCUUAAAUCUGUCAUUGUUCACAGUAAUUUUCUGCAGUGCAGCAAUAUGGUGACUAUUAAUUCACCUUACGGUCUUCCAGGUUAUUUGGAGACUUACGCGUUCUGUGAACUUUUUCCUUAUGCAUCGUCAGUUUCAUUUUCCAAUCUGGCAAUGCUUGUCUCAUUCUACCAGGAAAAAAAAAAUUCUGCUUGAAAGAAAAAUACUUCUUCCAGAGGGAAGCAGGCUUUGAAAGAUGCUUUGGGAAAACUGGUCCUUCUCUAAAUCAAAAUUGUAGUUUUUACUUUUUGGGUAAGCAGCUGCACUAAGUCAAAAGGGAGCACUGAUGCUAGCUAUCACCUUUACAAUUAUGUCACUGACUUUUUGAGUGACAGAUAUGUAAUAAAAGUAAAGUUGCCUCACUUUAGAAAUUCUGGUCAAACAGUCCCAUUUAUAAUGAGGAUCUGUUUCAACGUAGUUUCAAAGUUUUUCUUCCCCUUGCUUGAAAAUGCAGAACACUUACCCUCUGAGAUGGGAAAAUUUUAGAUUCUUACUCAUAGGAAUCUCUUCUGUUACAGUAGCCAAUGCAGAAUAUUCUUUUCCCAAAAGAACAUCAUAUGCAUAUCAUUUUAUCACAUUUUUUCUUGUUCCCGGCAAACGGUUGUCUCAUUCUAUUUAAUGAGGGGGUGGAAUUGUCAUUUUCAUAACAUGUUUGAGUGAGUGUUCCAAAGGAAGAGUUUAGAUGUGUUUGAUUCAAGAUUAAUAAUUGUGCUUUAAAAAAAAAA
Pseudonaja textilis is the source of this 5745-nucleotide messenger RNA. NCBI's taxonomy places the organism in Eukaryota, Metazoa, Chordata, Lepidosauria, Squamata, Elapidae. The record is from RefSeq and is a predicted model, not a curated record.